UGCCUGGACCGCCCCAGGUUCCUGUGAAGCCUGGGCCGCCCCGGCGACCCUGCGAACGCUGGCGGCCUGGUCCGCACCCUGGUUGGACUUACACCCCAAUCCCUGCACCUCCAGAGAUGGCUGCCCAAUGUGUCACGAAGGUGGAGCUGAAUAUUUCCUGUGACAACCUUCUGGAUGCAGAUAUAGGAUCAAAGUCAGACCCUUUAUGUGUGUUAUUUUUGAAUACAAGUGGUCAGCAGUGGUAUGAGGUUGACCGCACGGAAAGAAUUAAGAAUUGCUUGAAUCCCAAAUUUUCUAAGACAUUUAUUAUUGAUUACUACUUUGAAGUGGUUCAGAAAUUGAAAUUUGGAAUUUAUGACAUUGACAACAAAACAAUUGAGCUGAGCGAUGAUGACUUCUUAGGAGAAUGUGAAUGUACUCUUGGACAAAUUGUAUCCAGUAAGAAGCUAACCCGACCACUGGUGCUAAAAAAUGGCAAACUUGCUGGGAAAGGGAGCAUUACGAUCUCAGCUGAAGAAAUAAAGGAUAAUAGAGUGGUCUUGUUUGAAAUGGAAGCCAGAAAACUGGAUAAUAAGGAUCUGUUUGGAAAGUCAGACCCAUACCUGGAAUUCCACAAACAGAUGUCCGAUGGAAACUGGCUGAUGGUUUAUCGAACAGAGGUUAUUAAAAAUAACUUGAAUCCUGUUUGGAGACCUUUUAAAAUCUCUCUUAAUUCUCUGUGCUAUGGAGAUAUGGACAAAACCAUUAAGGUAGAAUGUUACGAUUAUGACAACGAUGGGUCCCAUGAUCUGAUUGGAACAUUUCAAACCACCAUGACAAAACUGAAAGAAGCCUCUAGAAACUCACCUAUUGAAUUUGAAUGUAUUAAUGAAAAAAAGAGGCAAAAGAAAAAAAGCUACAAGAAUUCAGGUGUUAUCUGUGUGAAACAGUGUGAGAUUACAGUAGAAUGCACAUUCCUUGACUAUAUAAUGGGAGGAUGUCAGCUGAAUUUUACUGUGGGAGUGGACUUCACUGGCUCCAAUGGUGACCCAAGGUCUCCGGACUCCCUCCAUUACAUCAGUCCCAAUGGUGUGAAUGAGUAUUUGACUGCUAUCUGGUCUGUGGGACUGGUCAUUCAGGAUUAUGAUGCAGAUAAAAUGUUCCCGGCUUUUGGUUUUGGAGCUCAGGUACCUCCUCAGUGGCAGGUAUCACAUGAGUUUCCAAUGAACUUUAAUCCAGUCAAUCCCUAUUGUAAUGGAAUCCAAGGCAUUGUAGAGGCAUAUCGGGCCUGUCUUCCUCAGAUCAAACUCUAUGGACCAACCAAUUUUUCUCCAAUCAUCAAUCAUGUGGCCAGGUUUGCUGCUGCAGCCACCCAACAGCAGACAGCUUCUCAAUAUUUCGUGCUGUUGAUCAUUACUGAUGGUGUGAUCACAGACCUUGAUGAAACCAGACAAGCCAUAGUUAAUGCUGCCAAGCUGCCCAUGUCCAUCAUCAUUGUUGGAGUGGGAGGAGCUGACUUCAGUGCCAUGGAGUUUCUGGAUGGUGAUGGUGGAAGUCUCCGCUCUCCAUCAGGCGAGGUGGCCAUCAGAGAUAUUGUGCAGUUUGUGCCUUUCAGACAGUUCCAGAAUGCUCCAAAAGAAGCACUUGCUCAGUGUGUCUUGGCAGAGAUUCCCCAGCAGGUGGUGGGCUACUUCAACACAUACAAACUCCUCCCUCCCAAGAAACCAGCUACGAAGUAGAAGGAGCUGCGCCCACUUCAACAGAAUCCCUGUGUAUGUGGAGCAGUGCCAUCUCCCACGCAACAUCGUGUAUCUGCCCUGUUACGUGCUUUUCACCCUCAGCCUUUACAUAUAAACCUGGUUCUCUAUGUUACAUCUGUUUAUCACAUACAUUUUAUCCUUUUUUGGUGGGGUCAAUGCCAAAUCCAGCUUUGCCCAGUGAAUUUAAUGGUUGCUAAUGAUUUAUGGUAAUUGCAGUGAGACUGUUUGAAUUAGAAAUGAUUGUGGGAAAAGCUGAUUUUGUUGUGGUUGACUUUCCUGUGAUGACAGUGCUGUUUUUAAAUGUUUCUCAACAGAAAGAAUGAAAAUUAUUGGGAUGAUGUGAUUUGCAGGUAGCCACACUUUGCAGUUAAUGUUUUAUAUGCCAAUGUCCACACCUGAUUAUGAAAGCUUUUUAAAAUUGAUCAUUUGUUCCUGUAAUCCCGUAUGCAGUCCUUUUCUUUCUAGGGUAAAAACUACCUUUAUUCGGCACCUGAUUUUUUGCUGUAAUUUAAACAUUGCACAGUUUACAAAACAACCUGCACUCACCUGAGACUUCAUGAAAAAAAAAAAAAGCACAUACACAAUUUUUAAAAUGUACAAUCAACAAGUCGAAAGAACCUCCUUUAAGAAAGCCAUUUGUAUUUGCCUUUCUAGAUCUUUUGUUUUCAUUGUGAUUCAUUUCAUUGACUAAACACAACUCUCAGGAUUCUGUAGAUGUAUAUAUCAUAGGUUGUUCUGGAGUCGACAUUAUUAGAUUAUUUUAAUUGGGGAUUGUUAAACUGGUUAGAACUGCUUUGCCCAGGAAAGCUACAAAGACCAAACAUAUGACAUGAAGUUCAUAAUUCCAUAUCCUUCUAAUGAAAGACUUUACUUACAAAAGAAUGGCUUCUACACUUUCCUUGCUAAGGCCCCCUACGUCGAUUUACACAGAUUCAGCUAGACAUGUUCUUCUUUUUCAGAACAGCAUUUCUUUUUUCUGAUUUUGAGCUCAUAAUAGUGGUUAUCUACUAAUCAAAAAUCAUAUUUUACAUUUUGUUACCAUGCUAUUUCCUAAGUCCAGAAUGCAUCCUACAUAAACUUUCAUCUAACUUUAAAAAAAAACAAAAAACAAAAAACAAAACCUGAAAAAAUCAAACAGACAACACUUUUCCAACUGUUACAUCAGGAUAGAGUAGCUUCUAUGUCCUUUUUUUAUGAAUUUUUUUCCUCUUACCAUUUAGGACAUAUUACUUAGUGAACAUUGUAUUUUCAGAAUAGAUUCAGUAGCAACAUUACUGAUGACCUGUGUAUGAAGUACCAUGCAUAUCCAUAGUUUGUUCAGUUCUCACUAACUUAACAUUCCAGUUGUAUGUUAUCACAUAUCCUGGAGUGGACGCACACAGUGCUGUGUUGACAGGCCUCUCAGCGUGUGGAAAACCUGUACUACUGCCCAGGCCUCAUGUUCUCCACAGUGUCUGGAGGCAGUGAGCUCCCAUCCAUGAGCAGCUUUCGUGUCUCAGAAACAGCUCAAUGCCAAGUUCUGGCUCGGGAGCGACCUCCUUGCUGUCAUGGUUGCUUAGCCCAGGUGAGCAGUUGCCACUUUCCCUCUUGGCUAGCUGACCUCUGACUAUGUGCUGUUAACCUGAAGAUGCUUAACUCAUAGUCUGCUCCUGUAUAGCAUGGCUCAUUAGUCAGGUCACUGUGGUUUUAUCAAUAGAGGAAAAGAACAAUGAUCAUUCCUCCCAUUGUUUGGAGUCAUUGUUUCAGACAUCCUGAUUUCAUCUUUGCGAUGCUUGGAAAUAGCUUAGGUAGGUUGCUGUGAUUUGGGGAAUUUUUUUUUUUUUUUUUUUUUUAACAUAGAAGCUAUUAACAAAAUGGCGUACACAUAUUCUCAAUGUGUGGUACAACAGAUAGGAGAGCUUCUCUGAUGCUGGGGCAGAUGUCACUUUGCCUGCUCCUCAUUCUCCUUACACACCCCUCAGUAGCAUCUCAAACACCUGUACAGGGCCCUGGGAACUGCUGCUCAUGAGCAUUCAUUGUUUCUAUUGGCCAAACAUCAGACACCUUGGUGAUUUGAUUUGGCAUUCAUAGAUUUAUAUUUUGGUUUUGCCCAGUUGUUCCUUUUUUAAAAUGUUUUUUUUUUUAAAUUCAUUCUUAAUCAGGUGCAUCAGUAGAUGUUAUUUUUCAUGAGAGAUGUGAUUCCAGCAAAUUAGGGUAAUUACUGCCCCUUCUGCAGUGUUGAAUACAGGCAUUUAUGAUUUCUAAAUUAUCAUUUUAUAAAAUUCUUAGAAUUUCAAUACUUGACCUUAUCACAUGCUGAUUUAAUAUUAUUUUAAAUUAAAGUAGUUCCUUUCAUUAUUGUGCCAUCAUUCAUUCAAGUGCCAUUCAAUUUUAAAAUGCAUUUAAAGGAAACGUGACCAAAUUGACUUUCACAUCUCAUGUAAUCAGAUGUACUACAAAUAUAUAUUGGAGUGACUGUGCCCUGGAGAAAUGUAAUAUUUCUCGUAUUAGCCUGUACUGAGAAAAUGGCAUACCAACGAGCCUAGUCCUCCACUUGUGGUUAGAACUGAAAUUGUAAGAGCACUAAAAAUUUUAAAUCUGAUUUGGGAUUUACAGCUUAGGCAAGGCAACUUUUCUUUCUUUCUUUCUUUUUUCACAGCCAAAAUGAAUUUAUUCAUGGGAAAUAAAUUCACAGAGUAGCUAGCUGCCAGCAGGCACACAGACCAAACACAUGGCAGAGAGGAACAAUGUAGUUAUGGGCUGGUAAGGUAGCCAGGUAAGGGCCGUGGUGGGUAGGAGGAAAGGGUGGAGGUGAGCUAGCUUUUUACAGGCUUUUCAGACUCAGUGGGUCUCCUCUGUGCAGCAGGUUAGUUGGAAAAGAAUGCAGAGUGGGGUGGAGAAGAAUACAGGGUGUGGGACCAAGAAUGUUGUAUUCUAAGAAUACAGAGGCUAGGGAGUCCUCUGGGUGACCAGAUCUGCUCUCAGGCAAUGAGCCAAAAUGACUCUGAGACCUCUGUCCUUGCUCCAACAGUCAUGACUCUGAGUAGAGAUAGGGAGAUGGAGCGCUGAGUUUCUGGCUACUUCCUACUUGUAUGUGGUAUUGAUGUGGAGUGGAGUAUCCCUUGAAGAAGAGCAGUCUUGUGUUGUUCCUGUGUGAUGGCUUGGGAUAUAGCUGUCACUCAUUACUGUGAGAACUUUUGACACAUGUUAAUUAUACACGGUAGGAAUAGAAGCACUGUGAUUAUGAGGAUCAAAAGAGAUAAUAGACAUUGUCCAUGGCAGAAAACAUGGUAAAAUGAAGUAGGGCUAGUUUGGCAAUAGAUUUCAUCAGUGCUUGAUUCCUUAUCUCUCUCUCUUUUAUUUUAUUUAUCUAUUUGAGAGGCAGCACUACAGACAGGGAGAGACAGAGAGAAAGGUCUUCCAGCUGCUGGUGCUGGUCACUCCCUAGAUGUCCACAAUGGCUAAACGUGGCCGAUCUGAAGCCAGGAGCCAGGAGUUGCCUCUGGGUCCCACACGUGGGUACAGAGACGCAAGCACUUGAGCUAUCCUCCAUUGCUGUCCCAGGCUACAAGCAGAGAGCUACAUUGAAACAGUAGCAGAUGGGGACUCCAACCAGUGCCCAUAUGGGAUGACAGCACUGCGGUGGAAUCUUAGCCUACUAUACCACAGCACUGGCCCCUCUAUCCCUUCGCUUACCACACCCGUCUUAUUGGUGUAAAGGCAGCACUCUUCACCCAAGAAGAGGCAAAAUCCUCCCUUGGCAGUUUUGAAGGCCCACUGCCACCAUUGAAUCCAUCUCAUUCUAGAGAUGAGGCCAUUGCUAUGCUGGGUCAUUUCUGUUUUCUUUGAGACUGCGGGAUAAGUCUUCAGCUCUGCCUUGUCUACAGAAAUGGCCAGUCCAGUCAUUCCUGUCCCAAUUCCUGCCAAGACACCCGAGAUGAGCAAGGGAGUGAAUCCAAAAUCCCUAUUGAUAAGGUGGGUUAGAGGGAUGGAAAAUAGAGAUUGGUCUAGGGUAUAGGACAAAGGGGGAUAUAGAAGGCAAGAGUACAAGUCCCUUUACAAAUUGUUGGGAGACAGACGUAUGCUUGGUUGCCACAGGAAAGAAUGCUCCUGUUUUCUUUGGUGUGUAUAUACUGGCAAGGAGCUGUGGGGUGGAGUUGAUCUGGCCUGGUUCUAGUCCCGGGCUCCCUCAAUGCCUCCUUCUUAUGGAAACCCAGGCUGCUGACAGGGGUUAGGGUGAUUACCAAUCUGGCUUCCUCAAGUUGAGUAGGUGCUAAGUAGGGACCCUCAGUCAAGACAGGGUUCCAGCAUAAGGUCGCCUACUGAGCAGGGGCACAGUGCCAGCUCACAGAAACUGCUUCCAUCUGAGGUUUCAUGUACAUGGCCAUUUAGAAUUUCAUUGCUUCAAGUCUGGAGGAAACGGAUCUAACAAGCAGAUUAAAUAUACAGGAUCCAAAACAAAUGGCAGAGUCAUUAUUAGAGGACCUAGGAAAUGUGCUAUUCAAACCAGGAAGGAGUUUUCUCACUGAGAGGUAAGUAGAAAGUGACAGGAGCGGUUUGAUAAUAAUCAGGUGGGUGUUAAGGCCUCGCCAGGUAUAUGUGAAAACCAGACCUAUCUAUCUCUUCACAUGGGGUACCGAAGAGACACCAUAAGGGAGGUGCGAACCUCCAUAGGGAAGACAUCCUGUGAUGCCUGUUACCUAGUUGGCCUGGAAGGAGAGCUGGCCUGAGUAGAAGGUCAAUAUUGAAUCGGCAGCAUCUCUAAAAGGAAAUUUACAGUCCUGCUUGCAAUAUUACUGUCCCUAGGCAUCCCCUUAAUAGCCGUAGUUACUUUGAAAGCUGGGCAGAGUGAAGACCUUUUUCAGCUUAGGGAGGGUGAACAGGAUCUGCAGCUCUGACCUGGGAGUCCUUCGAUCCCAGGGCAGUUCUGUUCCCAGGGACCCAGCUCUUAGCAGAGCUGACAGACUCUUCAGAGGCUGGCUUCUGUCACGACUGCUGUUUGUCCAAAGCCCUGGCUUCCCGCAUCGAAAACCAAUGCCAUUUGGGGGUGGAAUUGGCUUUGUUUGGUCUGUUUAAUGACAUUUCACUGUGUAAAGCUGUUAUUAACUGAUCUUUACAUUGCUAUUGCUAUUGCCUACCUUGCCCCUCUUCUUCCUGGUCUCUGUUAAAGUAGACAACAAGAGGCAGCCUUUAGGGUGUCAGCCAGGGGGGUGCUCAAUCCCAUCCCUAAUCUUUGGUUAAAUUAUAAAAUUCAUUAAUCAGGGGCCGGCGCUGUGACACAGCUGGUUAAAUCCCUGGCCUGAAGUGCUGGCAUCCCAUGUGGGUGCCGGUUCUAGUCCCAGCUGCUCUUCUUCCGAUCCAGCUCUCUGCUAUGGCUUGGGAAAGCAGUGGAGGAUGGCCCAAGUCCUUGGGCCCCUACACUUGUGUGGGAGACCUGGAAGAAGCUCCUGGCUUCUAGGUUCGGAUCGGCACAGAUCCAGCCAUUGGGGCCAUCUGGGGAGCGAACCAGUGGAUGGAAGACUCUCUCUCUCUGCCUCUCCUUCUCUGUCUGUGUAACUCUGACUUUCAAAUAAAUAAAUAAGUCUUAAAAAAAAAAAAAAGAAAAAAAUAUCCAGUAACAGCUGAACCAAAUUAGGAUGAGAGUCAUUACCUUGGCAUUUUCAUGAAUGAGAUUGUUAUUUGCCAAUGACAUCUCUUUAGGUUUUAAAUUGAAUUUGAGUCUAGGGUUUGUUUGUUCCCCAACAAACACCUUAGGCCAACACCAGGUCAAUGGUCAACUGAGGCUGUCUCUGAGACAACUUGUUUCUUGCCCAAGCUGCAUAAGUUUUUUUAAGAGGCCAGAAGGGAGUUGGACAAAGUGUGAGAAAUUUUUGAACCCAUGGAUUAAGCAAAAUCUAGCCUGAGGGAAGCAGGCUCCAGUCACAAGGCAUCCCUUGAGAAGGAGUCACCUCAACUGAGAACCUAAGUUCUGAGUUCUCUUAGAGGAGAGAGUGAGAAUCCCCAUGCUUAGACCUGUGUCCCAGUUCUAAGCCAGGGCUGAUGACCAUUUCCCACACCUCCCAGAGGUAAGGGAGGGGGGAAAUCCACCAAACACUGGAGGCCUUAAAAGGGGAGGUCAGCUGGCCAUGCAUGAAGCGACAAGGGCCUCUCUUACCAAUCCGAUGGCGUGAUAACAGAUGCGGUGUUGCAUGCAGUGGUGAGAUCUGGCAAAGGACGCUGGCUGUGAAUUCAUCCCGAGAUGAGAAAGUGCACGUGGGGAUGAGAUGAGUGACCAAGGCAGUUUGCCACAGCAAGGAGAAGAAAGAUCGAAGAAGGGGAGAUAACAGCUCUUGCCCAGAGAAUGAAGGAGCAACCAGUCUCCGAGGGAACACCCUGGGCAAGAGGCUGAUCUCCCACACCCCUCCUCACACAGGGUACCAACAGUAAGUAAAAGAGGGCCAGAACAGAGAGGAGACAGAAUAUGAACUCACAGCCAAAACGAAUUUAUUCAAGGGAAAUAAAUUUUCAGAGGUGGCUAACUACCAGCAUGCACACAGAGCAAACACGUGCCAGAGGCAAGAAGGCAACUUUUCUAAGUGAAUUUAGGGCUCCCUGUUGCUUAUGGUAUGUUUUGACCUACUUUGCCUCUUCAUUUUGUAAAUUUUGUGGAAAGCUGUCUUCAGUGGUUCUCUCCUAGUCUCAUUUUGUGCAUAGUUGAUAAUCAUGGAAGGGACACACAAAGGAAGCCAUAAGUUUGGAGGAAAUUGAGAGACUCUCUUGUGCUUUAAUGAAUGUCAUACUUGACAAUACAUGUAUAAGUUACUAAUAUAUGAAUUGAUACUAAAUAUAUCUUCCAUUUGGA
Messenger RNA from Lepus europaeus (European hare), 8559 nucleotides. RefSeq names its product copine 3 (gene CPNE3). Lineage: Eukaryota; Metazoa; Chordata; Mammalia; Lagomorpha; Leporidae. Gene Ontology annotation, biological process: ERBB2 signaling pathway; cellular response to calcium ion. Gene Ontology annotation, molecular function: calcium-dependent phospholipid binding; receptor tyrosine kinase binding. Gene Ontology annotation, cellular component: plasma membrane. The record is from RefSeq and is a predicted model, not a curated record. The transcript is spliced from 16 exons. Bases 117 to 1718 code for a protein of 533 amino acids.